AUGUAAGUGAAAUCAAUCGAAAAAUAGAAUAAAAUCUUGAAAGAUAUUCAAAUCUAAGAUUUUUCUGAUGAGCUAGCACUUAAUAAUAACCUAGUAAAGUAGUAACUGAAAGUACUUAGAAGAUCCCUAGAUGUGGCAUGGAAUCCAAAGCCCAUCAUAGAUUUUCAAAGUUUAGGAACCUCUCCAAUUUGGAAUGCAAACAACUCGACAAAUUCCUCUAAUAGCACUGUGUAAAAUAGUACAAAUAAAGCUAAUGCCACAACUAACUCUAGCAUUAAAGCGAAUACUAGCUCUAACACCUCUAUUAAAAAUAAUGUUACUACAAAUGCUACUACAAAUAGCAGUUCAAAUAAUUCAUCUACCAAAAAUAAUAGCACAGCAACUUCAAACAUUACUUCUAAUGCAACAAAAUCGAAUACGACCAAUGCCUCAGCAAAUUCAAAUAAAACCAAUACAUCUACUCCUAGUACAAGUUCCAGCACCUAAACUAAUAGUAAUAGUAAUAAGAGUAGUGCAAGUUCAACUUGGUCUGUUAUUACUAGUAUCAAUAUGUAUGAUUUCGCUUCUACGAUGAAUAAUCAAACUGUAAACUAUGAUAAAAAUGGGAAAUAAAUCAUUAAUUCUGCUGAAUCUCAGUCUUAAUCAUCAUCAACUACUAAUGCUAAUUUAAUUUCCUAGGUAGUAGAACCCGUAAUUGAAGGAUAAAACUAGACUGCUGGGAGUUCAAGUGAUUCAGAUCUGUAGUAGUCAACUAAAUUGAUUCUAUAUAUUAGUAUUCCUGUCGGAGCAUUAUUCAUAAUUGCUUUGACUAUUAUCUAUUGCAUAAUGAGAAGGAGAAUAGGUAUUAUCAGAAGAUGGAAGAAGAUUAGAAAGUCUCAAGAAAAAGUACAUCCUUAAUUCAAUUCCACAAUGAAUAAAAUAUCUGAGAGAACGAAGUCUAAAAAGGACUAUCAAUUAGAUGAUGUUACGAAUGAAGAGGAGCAGAUGCAAAAGAAUUUGGAUAUAAGUGUUAUUAUGAAUGUUGAUAACAGCUAGACUGCAAUCCAACAUGCUAAAAGAAUUUAAUGCAAGCCAAAUAUUGCCUACUUAAAAGAUUAGUAUGUUGAAUAGAAGUCUAAUGCAAUGAAGACCAUAGUUUAUCAUGAUGGAAUAAGUCCCCAUGCAAUUGUAAAUCCAGACGUUACACCUUAGUCUUUUAUAGAUCCUAAAGAGCUUACUAGAUAUUGGUGA
Messenger RNA from Stylonychia lemnae, 1230 nucleotides. The record is from the annotation of a GenBank genome assembly. Lineage: Eukaryota; Ciliophora; Spirotrichea; Sporadotrichida; Oxytrichidae.